Messenger RNA from Adineta steineri, 1026 nucleotides. The record is from the annotation of a GenBank genome assembly. Lineage: Eukaryota; Metazoa; Rotifera; Eurotatoria; Adinetida; Adinetidae.
AUGAAGAUACUCCUCGUUUUUCUUUUUAUUUCAUCAAGCGAGCAACUUGUAUGCAUCUUCCGUAAUAAUUUUCAAUUUUCAACAAACCCAUUUGACGCAGAAAAAUUUAAGACAGACGUGAAUUCUUCACAACCGUUUCGUACUCAAAUUCAAAAAUGCCGAGUCGAGCUGACGUUUGAUUAUAAUAAACAAUUUUUAAGAGUAGCAUUUCAUCCAGAACGUCCUACACCCGGUAAUGAUAAACUUGGGCGACCUCGUUUUGUUACAACAUUCUCUCUGGAUUCAAGUGUAUCGACGAAUGAAAGUGUUCUUAUUUAUACUUGUUCAAAAACAGAAGCUUGCGAUCGAGAUUUUGUUCUCAAUCUUUCUCCGUGGCAGUUGUAUCAUAACUACAGUCAACUGCAAAUCGAAAUGGCCGAUAUAUUAAUCAAGAAAAACAAUGGGCCAGUUCGAUGUAUUGUAAAGUCAUCGGAACAGAAACUUGAACAAUGUGAAACAGAAAUGUGUCGACUACAGAUAGACGCACGCAACAAUACAUCUACGUAUCAUGGUCAAUGUGUCGGCGAUAAGAAAGCUUCAGCAAAUGUGGAAAUCACUAGUAUUUCUGAUGGUCAACUCUUUGUAUUUAAACAUCGUGUCCAUUACAUAUGCAUGUAUGACGAAUGUAACAAUGCGAUUACUGUGAAUAAGGUUCUCAAUGCUAUUCUCCAUUUGUAUAACGUUUCGAAAAUGUUCACCAAUGAAAACAUUGAAAAUCAGCCAUCAUCUUCGGAUCAGAUACUAUCAAAUACGACAGAAGAAAUAAUGCCACUUGGAAAUACAACAAAAGCAAUAAUGCCACUUGGAAACACAACAAAAGCAAUAAUGCCACUUGGAAAUACAACAAUGCUGAUUCGUACAUUGGUAUUUAACAACCUAGAUCAGACAACAACAGGUCCGAACAAUACAGCUAUGGUAAACUCUCAAACAGUAUUCAAAACGGUUAUGAUUGUUUUGUUUGUUGUUCUCUCAUACUUUAAUCCAUGA